AUGAAUAUGAAACUUGCAAUAUUGCUUGUUCUUCUUAUAGCUGUUGCUCAAACAAGAAGAAUUAACUUUUUGGGACAUCGCCAAGAGAAUGAAACUGGAAAAGAAAGUGCAGAAGAGGGUCAUGGAAAUGGAGAAGAAAGUCACGGAAAUUAAGGAGAAGAGGGUCACAAUAAUGGAGAAGAAGAUUAAAACAAUGGAGGAGAAGAGAAUGGAUAAAGUGGGACAGGUGAUGAAGGUAAAAUUUUUAAUGAAAAUAGGAACUGAUAAUAAUGGUUCAUGUUCAACUGGUGGUAACACUGGGUAAUCAGGUUAUACUGGAGAAUCAGGUGAGCCAGUUGAGUAACAAACUUGUAAAGGUGUGAUAUUCGAUGCAGGAAGCUCAGGAACAAGAGUAUUUGUUUAUACUUGGCCUUGCAGAAUGUUUAAUUAUGCAAAUCCAGAGAUAGAAAUAACACAAAAGGUAUUUAAUUUACAUUUUUUUUAAGGUCCCUUCAGUCAAGGUUAACCCUGGAAUCUCUCAUUAUGGAGAUAACAUUUCUGGACUCAGAGAGUAUUUCUAACCUUUAUUGUAAUUUGCAAACGAACAUGUUGAAGAGGAGAUCAGACAUAGAACACCAAUUUUAUUAGGAGCUACAGCAGGCAUGAGAAUAUUAGAUUGGAGUUAAUAAUAUGAUGUUAUGGAGGAGAUUAGAAGUAUUUUAAGGGAGAGUGGAUAUCUUUUUGAGUCUUCAGAAUGGGCAAGAAUUAUAAGUGGAAAAGAUGAGGUAAAUUAAAAAAUAAAUUUUAGGGUGCUUAUUUAUGGUUGUCUGUCAAUUAUUUGAAAGGUUAUUUUUCUAGUAACAAUAUUGAUGAAUAAGGAAAAUUGGUUGAAAGUUAUACUACUAUUGAUAUUGGUGGUGCUAGUACUUAAUUGGCUGAUGAUAUCAAUGAAAAAGAUCAAUAUUACUUAACUUACGAUGAUGAAUAUUCAACAGAUUAUCAUACAUUUGAUACAUCUAUUUAUAAUAUUUCAUUGUACUCUCAUUCAUGGUUGUAUUUUGGAUAAGAUCAAGCUAGAAUUUAGAUAAAUAAUUUUUUACAUAAUUUACAUAAGAGAUCAUCAAGUUUUGAAAAUCCUUGUUAUCUUAAAGGAUAUAAAGAUAAAUUCAAUGAUAAUAUUGAAAUUGUUGGUAGUGGUAAUCCAAAUGAUUGUAAAGAUUUAAUUGAUUUAUAUUUACUUGGAUUCAAUAGCACAUGUGAUUAAUGUUCAAUUUAAGAAUCAUAUAUCCCUACAAUUAGAUCAGAUUCCAAAGUUUAUGCAGCAGGAGCAGCUGAUUUUGUAUCAAAAAUCUUUAAUGAUGAUAAUGAUUAUACUUGGACAUAAUUUGAAUAUUUUGAUGAAUCUUGCUCAAAGGAAUUUGACGAGAAUAAUAAAAAUAAAUAUUAUGCCACUGAAUGCUUUUUAGGACUCUAUGUUUAAGAAUUAUUAGCUAGUGGUUACAGAAUACCAUCUGAUACGUAUAAAUAUUUAAUUAUAUUCAUAGUUUGAUAGAAACUGGAAAGAUUAAUGAUUUAGAACCAUCAUGGACUUUAGCUGCAAUGUUUGAUUAAAUUGAUGAUAAUCAUGAGUGUACUGACAGUCCUCAUUGUAAUUUCAGAAAACAUUUGAAAUCAUGGAGAAAAGAUAGUUUCCAUCCUUCAAUGAAAGAACAUAAAGGUAAGGCUCCUUUAUCAAAUUUAAUGCCUUGA
This is a messenger RNA of Paramecium primaurelia, 1728 nucleotides long. The record is from the annotation of a GenBank genome assembly. NCBI's taxonomy places the organism in Eukaryota, Ciliophora, Oligohymenophorea, Peniculida, Parameciidae.